AUGACUUCUCCGUUGGUGAUCGCCCUCGGCCUCGUGCCCGCGACCUAUGUUUUCCUUUCCGCGCUGCUUCACCUCACCCAAGACGCGAAAGAGCCCCCUGUAAUCGCAACUCAAAUACCAUUUUUAAGUCCGGCGUUGGGCUUUAUUAUGGGAAUGCAAAAUUUUCUCGUAAAACUCAGGGACAAAUACAAUCUCCCAAUAUAUACCCUACGCAUACCAGGACAGCGCAUCUACGUUAUAAACUCCCCAGCUCUCAUCCCGCAGCUACAGCGGCUGGUCAAAACUAUUUCAUUUUGCCCCAUCGAGGCCCAGGCAGCCGAUGUCGUGAUGGGAGUUGGCCCAGAGGGAAAUGCUAUCAUAGGUUCGGACAAAAUGCUCGACAAUGAUUCUUACCUGUCAACCUUCGUACCCUCGAUUCAUCCAGGCCUGGCUCCGGGCCCUGGACUCAAUGCGAUCAGUAGUACGGCAGCUCGGGGCCUCUCGGAAUCUCUGGAAAACCUGAGUAAAAGCGGCCCAACAACGGUCGACCUGUAUUCCUGGGUUCGUGGAGAGGCUUUUAAGGCCAUAACGGAAUCCAUAUAUGGGCCGAAAAACCCUUUUCGCGAUCCCGCACUCGAGGAAGCAUGGUACACUUUUGAGCCCGGCAUCUUGCCUCUGAUGAUCAACAUAUGGCCAAGUUUACUAGCACGAAAAAGCCUCCAUGCGCGAGAACACCUUCUCAUUCCCGCUUUCGAAAAAUACUUCGUUGAUAAGGGCCACCAGCAGGGCUCGCUCCUUGCCCAGUGCCGCUACGAGCAUAACACAAGUCACGGUCUACGAGGCAGAGAUAUCGCAGCCACUGAGAUUGGCCAGAUGGUUGCGUCUCUAACCAACAGCAUGGCGAGCGCGUUCUGGAUGGUCUACCAUGUUUACUCCGACCCCAUUGUCCUCAAUGAGUGCCGAGCUGAGGCAGAGCAGCUCGUUGAACUCGACGACAUCGAUGCCCAGAUUCUCGACCUGGCCAAAAUCAAGUCUUCAUGCCCUAUUCUUUUCUCGACGUGGCAGGAGACUCUGCGUUAUGUGCACAUUGCCGUCUCUACUAGAGUGGUGAUGGAGGAUGUCAUAUUCGACAACAAAUACCUCCUGAAGAAAGGUGCCACUGUCAUGACUACUUCUGUAGUCCAAAACACAGACCAAUCGAUAUGGGGACCGACAUUGGCUAACUUCGACCACCGCCGAUUCGUAUCCCAGCCUGGUGAAAAACGCAAAAUCCCAGCGGCGUUCCGUCCCUUUGGCGGUGGGUCAAUCCUCUGUCCUGGGCGCCAUUUUAUCACCGCGGGGGUCCUGUCAUUUGUAAUUCUCCUUUUGCUCCGUUUUGAUCUGGAACCCGUAACCAAGGAUGAGAAUUCUGCAAAGUAUUAUUUGAUAGCCACUUGA
Histoplasma mississippiense is the source of this 1416-nucleotide messenger RNA. RefSeq lists its product with no specific name. The transcript has 4 exons. Gene Ontology annotation, molecular function: iron ion binding; heme binding; oxidoreductase activity, acting on paired donors, with incorporation or reduction of molecular oxygen. The record is from RefSeq and is a predicted model, not a curated record. Lineage: Eukaryota; Fungi; Ascomycota; Eurotiomycetes; Onygenales; Ajellomycetaceae. The coding region runs from base 1 to 1416 and encodes 471 amino acids.